AUUAUAUUUGUGCAUAUACUUUCGCGAUUCUUAUUUGCUUAGAAAUGUGUAAAUAGUGAAAAAAGGCACGAACUGGCUGUCGCGCAGCAAUCAAUGGGAAAGCAAAUACAGGAAUAAAUCGACGAAAAUAAGAAUAAUGGCUAUCUUUUGCACUGAAAACACUCUAAGUGGCAAUUAAAAGCUGUACCACAGGAGUAAGAACGCAAGACUUAUUUAUUACUCGAAACUUGAAGAUACAUAUAUCAAGAAAAACAAUGACCUAUAAAGGAUGUCGAGCCCAUAGUAAUACGUUGUUAUUGCUGCCCUCGUCAAUUGGAUCUGGUUUGUCGUCAUAGAUUGGUCGUCGUUGUUCUCGGGUAAAUAAUGCGGCCCAAUUGUGGCGCUCGGGCGAAGGGACAGUGUGUUUGACAGAUAACAACAUAAAGAAAUGAAGACGUCAGCAUCGGAUGCAAUGGUGGAAGUGGAAAAGCGGCCGGGGGCUCAACUUGGCUGCUUGUGCCUAAUUAGUGCGACGCAGGAGAUGGUGCCGACGCCAUUGGCGACAUUUUUAUUAUUUAUGCUGUGAUAGUGAAACAACAAGAACAAAAACAUGCCAAGAAUCAAAUGCAAUAUUUUAACACUACAAUUGAAAAAAAUAAAAACAUAAAUCGACUUUAACGUGAAACACCAAUUUAACCAAAAAGCUUUAAACAAAACACCAAGCAUAGUGCAGUUUUAAUUUGCUGUAUGCGGAAACGAAAGAAAAAACUUAACUUUAACAUAACUUAGUGAAUGAAAAAAGCACCAAUUAGCAGAUAAUAGCAUAAAUUUAGUCAAUAUGUUUAGGUAGUUACUAAUUUAUAUAAAUACCAAUUACUUAGUGGCUUUAACCAAAACACCAAGCAACCAAAACCAAAGCAAAGUUCAAUUUGAAACAAACUAACGAAUAUACGUUUAGGGAAUCUAACUAAUAUUAAGGCUUAGCGCAAAUAUAAAUAUUAAUAAUCAAAAUACGGCACACACCCCCACGGCAAUCGACUGCAACAAAUUCAUUCAGAAAACGUGCCACAACGCCAAAUGUCAAAGUCAUAAAGAGAGCAAGGAAGUAAAAGAAAGAGAGAGAGAAAGCUUUAGAGACUGCUCGUAAGAGCAAAAAGCACACUGUAAAAAGCUCAGCUUGGCUUUAGCCAAGACACAAGCCCCAUUUAAUAAUGGCAGCAACAAAUCCGCAUCCUGACGAUGCGAGCAGCAUGAGCGAUGACGUCUUUGAGGAUGCGGAAACCACACAAGCGCGCAUUGAGGAGCUGCGCCGCCGUCCCUUUGGCGACGGCUGCUACAAUCCACCCGCUGCGCCCGUCUCACACCAGCAAAGCUUUGGCAGCAGCAGCCAUCAUUACCAUGACGAGAGCAUAAUGGCGCCCGUUCAACGAACUGCCACCGGUUAUCCAGGCUAUCGUCCUUCGCGCGAAGCCAUGCAGCUCUAUGCGUACGGCACUGGAGACUACGAGGAGGACGAGUAUGAUGAUGGCUGGCGCUCGUAUCGCUAUGACGAGGUCGAUAUGCAUCAGCAGCCGUCGCACACGCACAAUGUGCAGCCUUUUGAUGAUACUGUUAAUCACAAGACGAUACUGCUGGGCGAUUCGGGUGUGGGCAAGACUUCCUUUCUUGUCAAAUACAACACGGGCGAGUUUCGUUUGGGCUCCUUUUCGGCCACAGUGGGCAUUGCGCUAACGAACAAAGUCGUUGUUGUCGAUGGCACGCGUGUUAAGCUACAAAUCUGGGAUACAGCUGGACAGGAGCGAUUCCGCAGCGUCACGCACGCUUAUUAUCGAGAUGCACAUGCUCUGCUGCUGCUGUAUGAUGUGACCAACAAGACCACAUUUGAUAAUAUACGCGCCUGGUUGGGCGAGAUACGUGAGUACGCGCAGGAGGAUGUGGUCAUCGUUUUAAUAGGCAACAAGGCCGAUUGCGGCAGCAGUGAGCGACAGGUGAAGCGCGAGGAUGGCGAGCGACUGGGCCGUGAGCACAAUGUGCCAUUCAUGGAAACAUCCGCCAAGACAGGACUCAAUGUGGAGUUGGCCUUCACUGCUGUAGCUAGGCAGCUUAAGAGCCGCGGCUACGACCACGGUGAUGAUGGAAAAUUCAAUGUGCAUGAUUUUGUGCGUGACAAUACAAAGGCGCGUUCCGUUUGUGCUCAAUGCAGAAAUAUGUAAUUCGUUAUAGCACAAAAUAAACAAAAGCAACAGCAACAACAACAACAAAGAGCUCAACUAAACAAUGCACAAAUUGGCAAAACCAAAACAAAGAAAGAAUGCGAAAGAAAGAGCUUCAAAUAAUACAAACGCAGCGAAAAGUAAUUGGUUAUUGAUGAAAGCACGCGUGGGCAACAAAAAAUAUUUAAGGCCCACACAAACGUUUAUAGUGUGUGUGUGUGUGUGGUAUGGCUAGCAUUUUGUAUGUAAAUUGGAAAAUUGUAGGGAAUGUAUAAUUUUUUAUAACGCAAAAAGACGUUGCAGUUAAAGUCGGCAAAUAAUAUAUAUGUAUACAGCCGACAAGUAAUAUAUACACAAA
Molecule: messenger RNA, 2550 nt
Organism: Drosophila busckii
Lineage: Eukaryota; Metazoa; Arthropoda; Insecta; Diptera; Drosophilidae
Gene: Rab26
Product: ras-related protein Rab-26
Exons: 5
Coding region: 1191-2192 (333 amino acids)
Cellular component (GO): Golgi apparatus; endosome
Molecular function (GO): GTPase activity; GTP binding
Source: RefSeq, a predicted model, not a curated record